AUCCUGCAGGCCCUCGGGAAGUCCUACCACCCCGGCUGCUUCCGCUGUGUCAUCUGCAACGAGUGUUUGGAUGGGGUGCCCUUCACCGUGGACUCCGAGAACAAGAUCUACUGUGUCCGAGAUUACCACAAGCAUGUCACACCUGAAAAAUUUUAUGUGGAAGCUUGUGAUGAUGGAGCAGAUGACGUACUUGUCAUCGACCGCGUGUCCACAGAAGUUACCCUGUCAGUCAAGAAAGAUAUUCCUCCUUCAGCUGUUACAAGACCAAUAUUCGGUAUACUGGGCACAAUCCAUCUGGUGGCAGGUAAUUAUCUAAUUGUUAUUACCAAAAAGACAAAAAUAGGUGAAUUUUUCAAUCACGUAAUCUGGAAAGCAGCAGAUUUUGACAUCCUUUCUUAUAAGAAGACGAUGUUGCACUUAACUGAUAUUCAGGUCUGCAGCCAGGGGUCUUAGUGAGGGUGAACUUCUCGACAUUCAUGAUGAAGUGGUUGUGAUGAGAAGGUUGAAGAUGUCCCAGAGGAAGUGAUACCAGUGACAGACUUCACAAGAAAGGAACUCUCUGGAGUAUUCCAUGACUUUGAGAGUGCCAAGGAUAAGGCGUAAGGAUAA
Molecule: messenger RNA, 609 nt
Organism: Leptonychotes weddellii (Weddell seal)
Lineage: Eukaryota; Metazoa; Chordata; Mammalia; Carnivora; Phocidae
Source: RefSeq, a predicted model, not a curated record